AUGGAUAAGACUGCUUUCUUUAAAUUAGACGGCCAAACAAAAUCUAAAUGGAAAUGCCCAACUUGCUUUAAUGUAACAAAUCGACGCAAGGGAGAUAUUUUGAACACACCAGUUAGAAAAUCAGUGCCAUUUAAUAAUUCAAUAAUGUCUUGCGACGACUCUCUUUCUGUUGAAAACUCGGAAACUUCAGUAGGUUCUCAGCCAUCAACUUCUAUGUGCCCUUCUCUAGGACAAGAAGUUACAUUAGAGAGUAUAGCCAAACUUCUAGAUAUGAAACUUGAUGCUAAAUUAGAUGAAAAAUUUGAAUCACUCAAGAAAUCAUUCUAUAUUAAUAUGAAAUCAUUAAUCAAAACGGAGAUUGUUACAGCCAUUGGCCAAGUCAAAAUUGAAUUUGACGAGACUACAGACUUUCUACAUCGAGGGCAAAAAGAACUCAAGUCAAAUAUUGAAUCUGCCGAAAUAAAAGUUCAGGCACUAGAAAAAAUUAAUGCUGAUCUAACAAACAAAAUGAUUGUACUGCAUCGUCGUUUGGAAUCCAUGGAAAAAUUUUCCCGCAGUCACAUCGUGGAGAUUCAAGCAGUCCCCGAAAAACGGAAUGAGAAUAUUUUGACGCUUGUCAAAAAUAUUUACUCUACAGUAAAACUACCAAAGACAGACGCUGAAAUUAGUAUGUGUCGAAGGUUUGCUAAAUUGCCGACCACAUCAGCUCAACACCCGCGUAAUAUUUUGCUUUCGCUGCCUUCCAUACGGCAUCGUGAUAAUCUUUUGUCAGCGGUCAAACGUUAUAAUUAG
Messenger RNA from Parnassius apollo (apollo), 792 nucleotides. Lineage: Eukaryota; Metazoa; Arthropoda; Insecta; Lepidoptera; Papilionidae. The record is from the annotation of a GenBank genome assembly.